Molecule: messenger RNA, 753 nt
Organism: Pelmatolapia mariae (spotted tilapia)
Lineage: Eukaryota; Metazoa; Chordata; Actinopteri; Cichliformes; Cichlidae
Exons: 3
Biological process (GO): negative regulation of T cell proliferation; immune response; positive regulation of T cell proliferation
Cellular component (GO): external side of plasma membrane
Source: RefSeq, a predicted model, not a curated record
UCCCCCAGGUGGAGGUGGAUUCAGGGGUGGAGUCUGUCCAGCUGCCCCUCAAAACCACACUUUACCUGCCUGAAGAUGCUAAAGUGGAGUGGAUGGAUAACAACAGCAAGGUCCAUGUGUAUGAGAACGGCUCUGACCAGCCUGAAGAACAGCACCAGGUUUUCAGAGACCGAACAAAGAUGAAUGAAAACCUGCUGAAAACUGGAGACCUCAGUCUGACCCUGAAACACCCCACAGACUGGGACAACUGGACCUACAGCUGCACCGUCUACAGCAGGGAGGGAAACAUCCUGCUGAAGGAACAAGUGGAGCUGAAAGUCAGAGUCUGUCAGGUGGAGGUGGAGGAGGGGGCGGAGUCUGUCCAGCUGCCCUUCAAAACCACAAAAAACCUGCCUGAAGAUGCUGAAGUGGAGUGGGUACGCUAUGAACCUGAAUACAGGAAGGUCCACGUGUAUAAAAACGGCUCUGACCAGCCUGGAGAACAGCACCAGGUUUACAAAGACCGAACGAAGAUGAAUGAAGACCUGCUGAAAACUGGAGACCUCAGUCUGACCCUGAAACACCCCACAGAUGGAGACAGUGGGAGAUAUGUGUGUGAAGCGAGGAGGAACGGACGGGUUAGAUAUAAAACUGUGUUGCUGAAAGUCAAAGGGAGAGUUCAGGUCCAGGAUCAAACAGGGGACAUCAGGAACAGAAGCAGCUCCAUUGAUCCGACUCCUCUGAUGGCUGAUCAAUCAGUUUGAUCUGUGUGUU